Molecule: messenger RNA, 4896 nt
Organism: Polypterus senegalus (gray bichir)
Lineage: Eukaryota; Metazoa; Chordata; Cladistia; Polypteriformes; Polypteridae
Gene: smarcc1a
Product: SWI/SNF related, matrix associated, actin dependent regulator of chromatin, subfamily c, member 1a
Exons: 29
Coding region: 37-3354 (1105 amino acids)
Biological process (GO): positive regulation of DNA-templated transcription
Cellular component (GO): SWI/SNF complex; npBAF complex; nBAF complex
Molecular function (GO): histone binding; nucleosomal DNA binding
Source: RefSeq, a predicted model, not a curated record
CGCGGAAGGCACGCGGACGUACGGAAAGCUUGAACAAUGGCGACAGCGGCUACAGCAGCUGGGGGAACGGGUUCGGGGGGUUCGACACCGUCAGGAGGACAAACGAGCGGCGGCACUUCAGCUCUGGGAGCCGUCAGGAAGAAAGAUGGUGGGCCGGUGGCCAAGUUUUGGGAAAGCUCGGAAACCGUUUCUCAAAUGGAGUCGGUGCGAGUUUGGAUCGGGAAGCACUAUCGAAAGUACGUCCACACUGAUACUCCUACCAACAAGUCGCUGGCAGGUUUGGUUGUACAACUGUUGCAAUUCCAAGAGGAUUCCUUUGGGAAACGUGUUAGCAACCCAGCACUUACCAAAUUGCCUGCCAAGUGCUUCCUUGACUUCAAAGCUGGUGGUGCCUUGUGCCACAUACUUGGAGCUGCUUACAAAUUCAAAAGUGAACAGGGUUGGCGAAGAUUUGACUUGCAGAACCCAUCCAGGAUGGAUAGAAAUGUUGAGAUGUUCAUGACAAUUGAGAAAACUCUUGUUCAGAAUAACUGCCUAACCAGGCCUGUUGUCUACCUAAUGUCAGAUAUUGAACAGAAACAAGCUAGUAAACUCAAGGACAUAAUCAAGCGACACCAGGGUACCAUUACAGAUGAUAAGUCAAAGGCUACUCAUCAUAUUUAUCCUGUUUCAGCAUCGCUAGAGGAAGAAGAGUGGUUUCGUUCAGUGAUGCGGAAGGACAAGCAGGUGCUGGUUCACUGGGGAAUGUACCCUGACAGCUAUGAUACUUGGGUUCCUGCCAGUGAGGUUGAUUGUGAAGUAGAAGACACCCCAAACCCUGAACGACCUUGGAAAGUUAAUUCCAAGUGGGUUCUUGACACAGAUUCUUUUAAUGAAUGGAUGAAUGAGGAAGAUUAUGAAGUGGAUGAAAACAAGAAGUCUUCUUCACGCACUCCUGAUCGGAAAGAAAGGAAAGCAGCUGCUAGUGGAAAGAAGAGAAGGAGAUCUCCUACUCCCCCACCAACCCCAGUAGAAUCCCGGAAAAAGGGAAACAAGAAAGGUCAGCCAACUCCCUAUGGAAAACGCCGUAGCCAGCGAGAGGAGGAGGAACAGGAAGAUUUGACAAAAGAUAUGGAAGAUCCUACCCCGGUGCCCAAUAUGGAAGAGGUCAUUCUCCCUAAGAAUGUGAACCCUAAAAAGGAUAGUGAAAACACACCAGUUAAAGGGGGAACAGUGGCAGAUUUAGAUGAACAAGAUGAUGACUCUGUGGUUACUGGAGCCAAACAACAAGAUGAGGAAGAACAAGGAAAGGUUGAACUGAAUCGGCUGAUAGACUCUAGUGAAGAUAAUGUUACAGAACAGACCCAUCACAUCAUCAUUCCCAGUUAUGCUGCCUGGUUUGACUAUAACUGCAUACAUGAAAUUGAAAGACGAGCGUUACCAGAGUUCUUUAAUGGAAAGAACAAGUCAAAGACCCCAGAGAUAUACCUGGCUUACCGGAAUUUCAUGAUUGAUACCUAUCGUCUAAACCCCCAGGAAUAUCUUACUAGCACUUCCUGCCGACGAAACCUCACUGGAGAUGUGUGUGCAGUAAUGAGGGUCCAUGCAUUCUUGGAACAAUGGGGACUAAUCAACUACCAGGUGGAUACUGACAGUCGUCCUCUCCCAAUGGGUCCCCCACCUACACCUCAUUUUAAUGUGCUAGCGGACACACCAUCAGGUUUAGUACCACUUCACCAUCGAGCACCACAGGUCCCUGCAUCACAGCAAAUGUUAAACUUUCCUGAGAAAGCAAAAGAGAAGCCUACAGACCUGCAGAACUUUGGAUUACGCACAGAUAUAUACUCCAAGAAAACUCUGAACAAGAGUAAAGGAGCCAGUGCUGGACGUGAGUGGACUGAACAGGAAACUUUACUUUUACUGGAGGCUCUUGAGAUGUACAAGGAUGACUGGAACAAGGUAUCUGAGCAUGUUGGCAGCCGCACACAGGAUGAGUGCAUUCUGCACUUCCUGAGGCUUCCUAUUGAAGACCCCUAUCUAGAAAAUUCAGAUGCUUCCCUGGGACCCCUAGCCUACCAGCCUGUACCUUUCAGUCAGUCAGGAAACCCUGUGAUGAGCACCGUAGCCUUCCUUGCUUCUGUAGUGGACCCACGUGUGGCAGCCGCCGCUGCAAAAGCUGCACUUGAGGAGUUUUCUCGGGUGCGUGAAGAAGUUCCUGCAGAGCUGGUAGAGGCUCAUGUGAAGAAGGUGCAGGAAGCUGCAAAGACCACAGGCAAGGUGGACCCAGCAUUUGGACUAGAGAGCAGUGGGAUUGCGGGUACUGCCCCUGAAGAGCCAGAAAAAAAUGGCAUCCUCUCAAUUUCCAAAACUGCAUUAAACAGUCUGGUUAAAAACUGCACUGCUGUCUCUCCUAAACACCUCCAUGCUUCAACAGAAAUCUCAGAUCCUGAAAAAAUGGAAACUGAAUCAGACGGACCAGAAUCUGAAAAGGCAGAAAGCAAGGAAGAUGCAGAAAAGCCAAGUGAUCCGUCAGAGAAGCCACAAGAACGUCUUAAGAACGAGCAGCCAGAGUCUGAGAAAGAGGAUGCAGAUGCACCAGAUGAGAGUACAACAGGUACAGAGAAAGAUAAAGAGGAAGAAAAAGAGAAUUUGGAUACAAGCAGGGACAGUGAUUGGGAGUCUGGUAAGAAGAAACUGGAGCCUGAAUUAGAGGAGGGAAAUAUUGCCACAGCUGCUGCUGCUGCUCUUGCUUCAGCAGCCACUAAAGCCAAGCAUUUGGCUGCAGUGGAGGAACGGAAGAUAAAGUCUCUUGUAGCUUUGCUUGUGGAGACUCAGAUGAAGAAACUUGAGAUCAAGUUGAGACACUUUGAAGAACUGGAAACGAUCAUGGAUAGGGAAAAAGAAGCGUUGGAGCAGCAGAGACAGCAGCUGCUGACAGAGAGGCAAGCAUUCCACAUGGAGCAGCUAAAGUAUGCAGAGAUGAAGGCCCGCCAGCAAAUGGAGCAGCAGCAGGCAGCAGCUGCACAAAAUGCAGGUGGAGUACAUCCGCCUAUGCCAGGAAUGAUGGGCCACCAGCAACAGCCAUCUGGCUACCCAAUGAUGCACCAUCCAAUAGGAUCUCACCACCCUGGCCAACCAGGCUUAAUGGGUGGACCAAUGGGACCAAAUCAGCCUAUGCCUGGUAGGGGGAUGCCCAGCAUUCCUCCUGGUGCACCACCUCACCCACCACAGUCCAGUCUGCCUCCAAUGAUGGGUCCUCGGCACCCUGGUGCACCAAAUGGAAUGUAUCCCACUCCACCACCACAGCCUGAUGGGAUUUCUCCAGCUCACAUAGGACCUCCAUCUACUGCCCCUCCAAGACCUGCUGAAAAUUAGUCCUUCCCCAUGUUCCAUUCUGAACUUUGCUAGGUUGUCUGCCUCUUCACUUAGUGUCUGGGAUGCACUGUCUUUUUCGUAAACCUUACAGCAAAGCUCUGGCUUUCGCAGACUCUGCACUCUCUGGCAGAUCUCUAUUACCAUAGAGGCAGUUAACCUCAUUUACUUGUACCACACUAGUAUCCAGUUGUGCAUCACGGCCUGGCUUUCAGGCAACAGUGCAGGAAAACAAUAUCUGGAUGGUUUUAUUUAAGCCUUUCUAUUUAAUUUCACAGUUUUGUUUGUAGAAACCAAAAGUGACAUCCUGUGUGGUACCCAGCGGCUGUUCAUAAUGUGUCAUGAUAGAGGUCUGCCUUUUGUGUAGUGUCACCUUUCUCUUCCUUAUAAUUUUUUUUCCAGCUCCGUUCUCCCUGUGAAUUGCUAUACAACAGCAACUUCCUCCAUAGCGGUUUAUUGAAGCAAAUAUAAAAGCUUUUCAUAGCCCAUUUGUGUAAAAGAGCCCUAAAGUGGCCAAUACCUGGUGCCCGAGAAAGGUUAGUCCUGUCUACCCACAGAAGAGUGCAAAAGCCACUGUCUACGAGACUUGUCAAUUUGUGGUCAGUUGUGCUUUCUGUGUAUGCGCUAGUAUACAGCGCCCUGUGUGUGCCACAUAUUCCUCAGUACUUUCCCGUCCCUCUGUUUAAUCUACCUCUAAGUCCUACCAGUGCCCCACCCACACUUCACUGUACAUUUGGCUUUUGUUUCCUUAUGUUUUAUCUUGGUCUGUGCAGAUGGCAGAGUGACGGUGGCUCUCUUGCAUCUCAGAAGUGGAAAAACUACCUCACAAGUUGGCCGGUUUAUUUGGCACAAACUUGACAUUUGACCAAGCUCACAAAAAUAUUUUUUUGAUAUAGUUCUGCAGCCAGAAAAUGCAUAUUUUGGACUUACUGGGUGCAUAAUCAAAACUUGUUUUGUACCAUGCACUGAGACUUGGACCUUUUGAUAUGUGGCUGUGCUUAGCAAUAAAUAUUUUUGAUACUUAAAACUCAAGCAUUUGACUAAAGGGUGCACUGUGUCUCCUUGAAGAGAAGGCAUAUUUUUUUUUUCCUUAUCCCCAAAUUUGUUUUCACACCCAUGUGGAGGCUCUAUUUGACUUUUCAUUUCUCAUUUUGGGUGGAAUGAAUGAUACCCAAGUCAGGAAUAUUUUCAUAAAUGCUGCUGCUCAUAAGAGCUCCUUAUAGUCUCCCUUUUCAUACUUUGAUAGCCACAUUAUUUUAUUCCAUUUGCCAUUCCUAGCAUUGCUGAGCGGAGGUGGAGAUGGGAUGGUUUUACAUUAGUUUUGUUCAGCUAAUUUAAGUUGUUUGUCCUCUUGUGGCUGGUAACCACUGGAUGUGAGGCUCUGUGAUGUCUUGCCUGCCACUCCAGGUAGUUAGUCUUAAUUACUACCUGCGUCUGAUCUGCCAUUUCCACACCAGGCCACAGUAUUCCUUUUCCAUAGUUCUCUCCUUGGUAGUUUUUAUCUCUUUUCUAAGAACAAGUUUUUGAAUAUCUGGCUUUAUAUUC